UGCGGUGUAGUCACAUUUCUCUGUCAUUAAUCUCCCCAUUUGCAGUUUUAUUUCAUUUAGACCACUGAAUUACCAACAAGCUGCUUAUGAUCUCUGCUCCAAGUGCAAACGUGAGAAGGGAACAAGGAGGCGAGGAAGUGAAGAGGAGAGGAGGAGGCUGACAAUCCAUCACUGCUCCCGUGGAGCUUCUGUCAGGACGCGGCGACCAGCCGGGAUUACCAGUUGUAAUCGGGGAGCGACAGAAGUGGCGAGGAGCACGCAGCAAUGGCUCUGCUUGGAUGUUUCCCUUGGCUUCUGAUAUUCCUCUAUGCAGCCCCUGUUCACUCAGGUCUGAUGAGCCCGGCGGUGGAAGGCGGGUCCCCGGAGAAGUGCAAUCACCCCUGUGACGAGCUGAUAGACCUGAUCACUGAGAUCCACGGGCUACGGAUCGCCACCAGCAACCUGCUGGAGGACCUGCAAAGAGUAUCAGAGGAAAACAAGGAGAUGCGCCUAACUUUGGAGGAGCUGGGCAACAGUAGCUACAGCAACAUCGACGAUGAUGAUGAUGAUGAAUUGGACGUAGACCGGGACGGGGAGAUCUGGUGUGUGCAGGACAGACGUGUGUACGAGCACGGGGAGGACUGGGAUGUGGACAGCUGCACCUCCUGCACUUGCCAGGAAGGGAAGGUGGUGUGUCAGCAGGUGUCUUGCCCUCCUGUUUUCUGUCUCAACCCUACCUUUAUUGAUGGAGAGUGUUGUCCUGUGUGUCUGGCUAAAGAAGACGGUUGGUCCCCCUGGUCUGAAUGGACCGACUGCUCUGUCACAUGUGGACGUGGCGGGCAGCAGAGGGGUCGGUCCUGCAACGGCCCCAUGUCGUCCUGCGCCGGCCCGUCAGUCCAAACCCGCAGCUGCAUGCUGGUAAAGUGUGACCGCAAAGUACGUGUUGACGGGAAAUGGGGUCUGUGGUCUCCUUGGUCUGCGUGUACCACCUCAUGUGGAGAAGGUUAUAUUACACGGGUCCGGCUCUGCAACAAUCCUCCAGCACAAAGGGGGGGUAGAGGAUGUCUGGGCAAUACCAGGGAGACACAAUCCUGCAACAAUACACUCUGCCCCAUUGCUGGCAGUUGGGCGACCUGGUCUGAGUGGUCCCGAUGCUCAGCGUCGUGUGGGGGAGGUCUGUCUAUUCGCCAGCGGGAAUGCUCUAACCCUGCCCCUCAGCACGGGGGCAAGAAGUGUGCUGGAGAUGCAGUGGACUAUGUAUCAUGCAACAGAGAACCAUGCCCUAUAGACAUUUGCCUGUUGUCGAACCCGUGUUUUCCUGGUGUGGAAUGUAUUUCGUAUAAUGACGGGUCCUGGGAAUGUGGUCAUUGUCCGCUCGGUUUACGUGGCAACGGCACCCACUGUGAAGAUGAGAACGAGUGUAAAGUGGAGGGGAUGUGCGUCACAGCAUGUGUGAACACAGAUCCUGGAUUUUACUGCCUGCCCUGUCCCCGACGAUACAAAGGCACACAGCCCUUUGGCCUGGGACUCCGAGAGGCACAGUCAACCAGACAGGUGUGUGAACCAUACAAUCCUUGCAAAGACAAGACACACAGCUGUCACAGGCACGCCGAGUGUUUCUACCUGGGUCUGGCAUCAGAGGUCUUGUUCAAGUGUAUGUGUGCUGUGGGGUUUGCUGGUGAUGGCUUCUUGUGUGGCGAAGACUCUGAUCUGGAUGGCUGGCCCAACCAUGGCUUGACCUGUAAGCAAAACGCUACGUACCACUGUGAGAAGGAUAACUGUCCUGUACUGCCAAACUCUGGACAAGAGGAUCUGGACAAUGAUGGACAGGGAGAUGCCUGCGAUCCCGAUGAUGACAAUGAUGAAAUCUUAGAUGAGAGGGACAACUGUCCGCUGGUUUACAACCCUCGGCAGUUUGAUUCUGACAGGGAUGGGGUUGGGGACCGCUGUGACAACUGUCCUUUUGAUAGCAACCCACUGCAGACAGACACUGACGACAACGGCGAGGGCGAUGCCUGCAGUAUCGACAUUGACGGAGACGAGAUUUUGAAUGACCGUGACAACUGUCCCCUGAUCUAUAACACUGACCAGAGAGACACAGAUCUGGACGGCGUUGGUGACCAGUGUGAUAACUGUCCCCUUCUUCACAACCCGCUACAGCUUGACUCUGACAAUGACCUGGUGGGGGAUGCGUGUGACAACAGCGAAGACAUCGAUGAAGACGGCCAUCAGAACUCUCUGGACAACUGUCCCUACAUCGCCAAUAGCAACCAGGCCGACCACGACAACGACGGUAAGGGAGAUGCCUGCGAUCACGAUGACGACAAUGACGGUGUCCCUGAUGACCGGGACAACUGCAGACUGGUGCCAAACAGGGACCAGCUGGACUCUGACGGUAAUGGUAGUGGAGAUGCAUGCCAUGAUGAUUUUGACAAUGACAAUAUUCCUGAUGCGUUGGACCCCUGUCCGGAGAACAGCGACAUCAGCAACACCGACUUCAGGAAGUUCCAGGUAGUUCUGCUGGACCCGCGAGGCACCACCCAGUCUGACCCAUUCUGGGUGAUUCGCAGUGAGGGCACCGAGUUACUGCAGACGGCCAACUCAGACCCUGGCAUCGCCCUAGGAUAUGACAAGUUCAGUGCAGUGGACUUCAGCGUGACGCUUUAUGUGAAUACCAACCGAGAUGACGACUAUGCGGGCAUUGUGUUUGCCUACCAGUCUAGCGGGCGCUUUUAUGUGGUCAUGUGGAAACAGGUGACGCAAGCAUACUGGGAAAAGAAGCCGACCAAAGCAUUUGGCACAGCCGGGGUCUCUAUCAAAGUGGUCAACUCCACCACGGGACCCGGGGAGUACCUACGCAACGCCCUGUGGCACACCGGCAAUACCCGACACCAGGUCAGAACGCUUUGGCAUGACCCCAACAACGUUGGCUGGAAAGACUUCACCGCCUACCGCAUCCACCUCAUCCAUAGACCUAAAACUGGAUUCAUCAGAGUGGUGGUGUACGAGGGCAGGGACAUUUUGUCUGACUCGGGGGCGGUGUACGACCACACCUUGGCUGGAGGCCGUCUUGGACUGUUUGUCUUCUCUCAGGAGCACGUCAUCUUCUCAGACCUCAGAUAUGAGUGCAGAGAUAACUGAAUGUUUUCAUUGGGAGAGCUUCAAAACUCCAAGACUGCCGUUCAAGGAUCCAAGACAAAGACACGAAUAAAAACACAAACACACAGGCAGAAGGGGGGGGGGGGAGUUUCUGACAAUAAUCUGUUUCCAAAACCUUUCAGCUUUGCUCUGUACAACUGUCUUGAAAGCAGGCUGUAGCGUCAGUUUCAAAGCUUCUUUCAAAGUAUACAUUUUAUACUCCCUCCGCUGACAAAAUGUAUUGUUGUUUUUCUUACGUUUGUCGAGGAAAUGUAAAUAAUUAUUUAUUGCACAACUUUGCUGGAUGAAAUUGUAGAGGGGAAAAGAUUAAGGAUGUUUUGGUAAAAUGUUGGCAGUAGCAGAAUGCUGUGCCUUUUUUUUUUUUUUUUGGCUGAGAGAUUCAUCAAUAAAGACUUUUUU
Lampris incognitus (smalleye Pacific opah) is the source of this 3537-nucleotide messenger RNA. RefSeq names its product thrombospondin-2-like. The coding region runs from base 265 to 3120 and encodes 951 amino acids. Gene Ontology annotation, cellular component: extracellular region. Gene Ontology annotation, molecular function: calcium ion binding; protein binding. NCBI's taxonomy places the organism in Eukaryota, Metazoa, Chordata, Actinopteri, Lampriformes, Lampridae. Gene Ontology annotation, biological process: negative regulation of angiogenesis; cell adhesion. The record is from RefSeq and is a predicted model, not a curated record. The transcript is spliced from 21 exons.